Molecule: messenger RNA, 3597 nt
Organism: Cebus imitator (Panamanian white-faced capuchin)
Lineage: Eukaryota; Metazoa; Chordata; Mammalia; Primates; Cebidae
Gene: VRK1
Product: VRK serine/threonine kinase 1
Exons: 13
Coding region: 203-1459 (418 amino acids)
Biological process (GO): signal transduction; peptidyl-serine phosphorylation
Cellular component (GO): cytoplasm; nucleus
Molecular function (GO): protein serine/threonine kinase activity; ATP binding
Source: RefSeq, a predicted model, not a curated record
AAAGAAGCUAUAAUCUGGAAUGUACAUGUGAACAACUUUAUACGAAUAGUUUUUGUGCUUGGUUUACUUGUAUUGGUAUGAUAUGUUUAAGUUCUUAGAGACUGGAUUUUCGUAGCACAUACUGACUGAGGAAAAGAAAGAAAAAACAAAGCUGGAUAUCUAUUUGGAAAAAGCUAGACUUUUCCUUCAUGUCUUAUAGUAAAUGAAAAUGCCUCGUGUAAAAGCAGCUCAAGCUGGAAGACAGGGCCCUGCAAAGAGACAUCUUGCAGAACAAUUUGCAGUUGGGGAGAUAAUAACUGACAUGGCAAAAAAGGAAUGGAAAGUAGGAUUACCCAUUGGCCAAGGAGGCUUUGGCUGUAUAUAUCUUGCUGAUAUGAAUUCUUCAGGGUCAGUUGGAAGUGAUGCACCUUGUGUUGUAAAAGUGGAACCCAGUGACAAUGGACCUCUUUUUACUGAAUUAAAGUUCUACCAACGAGCUGCAAAACCAGAGCAAAUUCAGAAAUGGAUUCGUACCCAUAAGCUGAAGUACCUGGGUGUUCCUAAGUAUUGGGGGUCUGGUCUACAUGACAAAAAUGGAAAAAGUUACAGGUUUAUGAUAAUGGAUCGCUUUGGGAGUGACCUUCAGAAAAUAUAUGAAGCGAAUGCCAAAAAGUUUUCUCGGAAAACUGUCUUGCAGCUAAGCUUAAGAAUUCUGGAUAUUCUGGAAUAUAUUCAUGAGCAUGAGUAUGUGCAUGGAGAUAUCAAGGCCUCAAAUCUUCUUCUGAGCUACAAGAAUCCUGACCAGGUGUACUUGGUAGAUUAUGGCCUUGCUUAUCGGUACUGCCCAGAAGGAGUUCAUAAAGAAUAUAAAGAAGACCCCAAAAGAUGUCAUGAUGGCACUAUUGAAUUCACGAGCAUCGAUGCACACAAUGGCGUGGCCCCAUCAAGACGUGGUGAUUUGGAAAUACUUGGUUAUUGCAUGAUCCAGUGGCUUACUGGCCAUCUUCCUUGGGAGGAUAAUUUGAAAGAUCCUAGAUAUGUUAGAGAUUCCAAAAUUAGAUAUAGAGAAAAUAUUGCAAGUUUGAUGGACAAAUGUUUUCCUGAGAAAAACAAACCAGGUGAAAUUGCGAAAUACAUGGAAACAGUGAAAUUACUAGACUACACUGAAAAACCUCUUUAUCAAAAUUUGCGCGAUAUUCUUUUGCAAGGACUAAAAGCUAUAGGAAGUAAGGAUGAUGGCAAAUUGGACCUCAGUGUUGUGGAGAAUGGAGGUUUGAAAGCAAAAACAGUAACAAAGAAGCGAAAGAAAGAAAUUGAAGAAAGCAAGGAAUCUGGUGUUGAAGAUAUGGAAUGCUCAAAUACACAGACAGAGGAGACCAUACAGACCCGAAGUGAGGAGUCCCAAGGAGCAAUACAUCGAAGCAUGUCUCAGCCAGAGGCUAGCUGCAGCAGCUAUGACAGUGAGUGGGAACAAAAUUAAGGAGCAUUUAUAAAGAUACAGUAAUAUUUAAAAAAAAAAAAUCCCUUAAAUUUUAAAACUGGCAAGUUUAGUUUUGGUAGAUCCUGAAUUGUUUUAGUGAGAUUGGCAUUCAUUAAGUCUAAGACAGUCUCAGCUGCACAUGAGGAAGACUCAUUCCUCUUGACUGCCUGGACGUUAUUUGUUACCUGAACUUUGCUUAUUGAACGUGAAGGGUUUUACUCUGAUAGAUAAAUGCUUUUAAAUUCUAGUUUAAUUAUGAAAUUUUUUUAACCUAAAUUUUUAGUGUAAGGCCUUCUACUGAUGGUUUUUCCCAUGAAAAAUUUACUUUCCCUCUCCUGUUCAUAAAAUGGAGACUACUUUUGUUGGUAUUGAUUUUGGACCAUUCCUGAGGAAUCUUUGGAGAAAGCAUGACUAGUCAAAUAUAUCAGUAUUUUUGUUAUCUUAUUGAGAAAAGAGUAAAGUCAUAAAUAAUUUAAGAAGAACAAUUCAGUUUGUUUGACAGAAGUUUUUAAGAAGAUAAAGAAGAAUCAGAUUCACCCUUAUUUAUAUAAACGCAGAAUUGCUUUUCUUAAAAUGCUGUUUAUUUCCCCCAUUACAGUUCACUUUUUUCCCCCCUAAAGUACAAGGCAAGUUAAGGUAUUUUACUAUCAAAAUAAUAGUGAGAGAAAUAUUAUCUGAUGGUAAAAUGUUAUUGCUUCCAGCAAAAAAAGCCAAGAGUUGAUGUAAAUGUGUACUUUUAAAUUUAUCCAUUUAAAGUAACUUGAAGGAGAAGAAAAAUUAUUACAUUUGAUUUUUAAAAAAUUUUCAGGAUAUGUAAUACAAUUCAGUGAAUUCUGUGUUUUAGAGCUUUAAGAUUUUCUGUCAUAAACAUGUUUCAAGAAUGGUUACCUCUAACAGCAGCCUUAGAAAUGUCAGUUUCUUCAUUAACAAUUUUAUUUUCAAACACAAUUUAUGAUUUACAAUAUGGUAAGAGAUUUUUCUCACUGUGAUCUUUCAUAAUACUGUGCCUAGCAAAAUGGGAGCAACUUUCCUUUAAUAUCUAUUUAGACCAUUUUAAAAACGUGUAUAAUUUUCUUGAUACACCUGAACUCAUUUUGAAUAGUUGGGGGCCUAUUGUGUAAGAACACAUUCUGAAAGCUUUCAAAAUGUGUAUUGUGUAGGUUUUGUCAAAGAGAGGAGGUGAUGGGAUGGUUUUCAAGAAGAACAGGAGCCUCUAAUCCUUUUAUUUUUAUGCAAGGCAUAAUUUUUACCAGUUGAGAAAAUUUGGUUAUUUGCUGCAAGUAAUUUUUCCCCUCACAAACUGAUAGCCUUUAAAAAUCAUACAUAUUCUGGCAUUUCAAAAUCAUGCCAAUAUUUCAGAAUUGUGCUAAAAAUUAGCUAAUACAGCCAUGAUAUUUAUGGCUGGUGUACUUUCCCCCACCUGUUCAUAAAAUGGAGACUACUUUUGUUGGUAUUGAUGUUGGACCAUUCCAGAGGAAUCUUUGGAGAAAGGAUUUUUGACUAGCCAAAAAGUAGAUAUUUUUAAGGGAACCCUACAAAGAAAUUUUCCACCUUUUUUUCCCUACUGCAUUAUAGAACCAUAGAAGAGUAUCCCAAACUUGUAUGUUAUUCUCCACAUAUCAAAUUAUUACAUUAGUCUUAUUAUUGGACCCUUUGCCAGUAGUGUAUAUUAGGAAAUGGUUAUAUUUUAAAUUAAAGAGAUAAGAAGAUUUUUUUCUGUAACAAUCAGAAUUGAUUAUUAGGGAAAAUAUUGAAUUGAUAUAUGCAACAAGGUGCAUAGGACUGAUUAUAUAAACCCAGGCAAUAAUACCACUUUCAGUUGCAGUGAGAAACUUUAGAUUGAUGAAGAUAAGCAGCAAUGAUAUUUAAUUUCAGAGUAAAAUGGCAAAUUAAGACAUGAAUGAGAAUAAUGCUGUUUAAAUACAGCUCUAUAGUUGUUACUUCAGUGUUCUUUGUAGUGUAGUUAAAGAUUGAAAAUAUAUUGAAAGGAGAUAUAAGUAUUGAUGAUUGACCUUGAUUUUGUAAUACCCCUUAUGCCUAUCUCGCUAUCACAACAUUUUCAGUUUUCUGUGCAGAAUUAAUUUCAAAUUUCUUGAAACAGGCCAGGCGUGGUGGCUCAUGCCUGUAAUCCCAGCAUU